UGAGGUGAAGGCUGUCCAACGUGCGUAAAAUACCAAAAUAGGGCUGUGUUUUAUAUUCACGAAAAUAUCCCCUUUUUCCCUGACACCUAUAAAGAGACCCAGGGCGGCAUGCGGCAUUGUUGUUGACCACCUUUUUCUGCUCCUGUGGCUCUGUGGACUUUUACGGGGGACGGCGGACAAGGACAAAAUGCCGCUGCUGGAAUCAGUCGCCCGGCGCUGUUUCGGCUGGGAUAAAAAGCACUGACCACAUCUCUGAUAUCCUCUCUGGAUCUACGUUAUUUCUCAUCUGGAUUUUUUUUUUCUUUCUUUCUUUUACUCCUCCACAUCGUAUAUCUCAAAACACUUCCCCCCUGAAGAACGGUGACUCACUGCAGACACAAGGCGAGCCGCUGCAUUCCAAUCAGACAGCGGAGAGGACUUGAGCUCAUUGACAUUACAGUCAUACUUUUCUGGAGCACUUUUUUUCCCUACUGCGCUGCACUGUAGCCUGCGUGUGCAUCAGAGGCGGGUGGCUUUUUUCUACACAGAGAAAAGGGAUACGGAUGGUGCUGAAGUGGAGGGGGGAAACUCACUGAACCCCGGUGGAACUGUCUCUUUUCAUCUUUACAACAUUUUGGACUACUAUAGCAUUUGUUGUGGUAUUAUGAGUGAAUACUUGAAAUGACUAUUCUGUUUGGUGGAGACCGGAUUGCGAUUAUGGCUCAGAUGGGUCUGGGCGCUCAGCUGAAUAUAAAUUAGGUGUUCAGCUCCACAGAUUGCUGGAAGAGAGAGCGAGAGAGAGAGAGAGAGAGAGAGAGAGACAGAGAGAAGGGGGGAAUCGAGCGACACAGAAGGCACAAAAAAAGACAAUCCACGAAGACUAUUUCUAAGGCCUCACAUGAUGAGCAGAACUGUUUGUUUGAUCAUGAAUAAAAGAAAUACCAAAUUUGGUCGGCGCAUCAACAGGUCGGAGGAAGCAUAAACAAAUCACAGAUUAUAAACAUUCUAACGGAACGGGGGGAUGUAUCUUUCUAUUUUCUUUUUCCUUCUCUUAUGGGCUCAAGCCCUGACGUUGAAAAACUUGAAUUACUCUGUCCCGGAGGAACAAGGUCCGGGGACAGUUAUUGGGAACAUUGCCAAAGAUGCCAGACUCGGACUCGAACAGUCGGGGCAGGGAGGACAGGGUAAGAAAGCCAACUUUCGGGUGCUGGAGAACUCUGCCCCGCAUCUCAUCGACGUGGACCCUCAGAGCGGACUGCUGUACACUAAGCAGCGCAUCGACAGGGAAACACUGUGUCGGAGGAACCCAAAGUGCCAGCUCUCCAUGGAGGUGUUUGCCAACGACAAGGAGAUCUGCAUGAUCAAAAUAGAUAUUCAGGACAUCAAUGACAACUCACCCACUUUCCCCUCCGAUCAGAUUGAUAUUGACAUCUCUGAGAACGCAGCGCCGGGGACGCGCUUUCCCCUGACCAGCGCGCACGACCCGGAUGCAGGGGAAAACGGUCUGAAAACCUAUCAGAUAACGCGAGAUGACUACAAUCUGUUUUCUUUGGAGGUAAAAUCCCGCGGGGACGGGACUAAGUUCCCAGAGUUAGUUAUCCAGCGACCGCUAGACCGAGAGGAGCGCAGCCAUCACACCCUUAUUCUGUCAGCCACUGACGGUGGGGAAUAUCCUAGGUCAGGGACUAUGCAGAUUAAUGUUAAAGUUAUUGAUUCCAAUGACAACAGCCCUGUUUUUGAUCAGCCCUCCUAUGUUGUGGAAAUCCCAGAAAAUUCACCCCCUGGCAAAGUUCUGAUCGAUUUAAAUGCCACUGAUCCUGAUGAAGGCAAUAAUGGGCAGGUGGUGUAUUCUUUUAGUGGUUAUGCCCCGGAGAGGAUUCGGGAGCUCUUCUCCAUAGAUUCCAGAACUGGGGUCAUAAAGAUUCAGGGGGAAAUUGACUAUGAGGAAAGCCCAGUUAUUGAGAUUGACGUCCAGGCAAAGGAUUUAGGUCCUAAUCCAAUACCCGGCCAUUGUAAAGUCACUGUUAAAGUGCUUGACAGGAACGAUAACUGGCCAUCUAUAGGUUUUGUGUCUGUGAGACAAGGGGCCAUCAGCGAGGCUGCACCCCCAGGCACUGUCAUUGCUCUUGUUCGUGUCACAGACAAGGACUCAGGCAGGAAUGGGCAGCUUCAGUGCAGAGUGCUGGGUAAUGUCCCUUUUAAACUAGAGGAGAACUAUGAUAAUUUCUACACAGUGGUGACAGACAGGCCCUUGGACAGAGAAGUACAGGAUGAGUACAAUGUCACAAUUGUGGCUAAGGACAACGGCAUCCCGCCUCUCAACUCCACAAAGUCUUUCACUGUGAAGAUUCUGGAUGAAAAUGACAACGUUCCUCGCUUUACCAAGUCUGUUUACCUCCUUCAGAUCCCUGAGAACAACAUCCCUGGGGAGUACCUGGGUUCGGUUCUGGCCCAUGACCCUGAUUUAGGCCAGAACGGCACAGUGUACUACAGCAUAAUCAACUCCAAUGUCAGUGGAGGUGACGUCAACACCUAUGUUAAUGUGAAUGCUGCUAAUGGCGCCAUUUAUGCGGUGAGAUCCUUCAACUAUGAGCAGAUCAAAUAUUUUGACUUCAAGGUCCUCGCUAAAGAUGCAGGCUCCCCUCACCUGGAAAGCAACACCACAGUACGCAUCAGUGUCCUGGAUGUAAACGACAACAUCCCCGUCAUCGUUCUGCCCCUGCUCCAGAACGACACAGCUGAGAUCCAUGUGCCGCGUAAUGUUGGCGUUGGCUACAUUGUCACCACCGUGAGGGCGGUGGAUAACGAUUAUGGCGAGAGUGGGAGACUCACCUAUGAAAUCUCAGAUGGCAAUGAAGAGCACCUUUUUGAGAUUGACCCAGUGACAGGGGAGGUGCGAACAGCCCACCCGUUCUGGGAGGAUGUGAGCCCCAUUGUGGAGCUGAUCAUCCGGGUAAUGGACCACGGCAAGCCAACACUCACCGCUGCUGCCAGGCUCAUUAUCAAGGCCUACAAUGGACCUCUGCCUGGUGGAGAACCACGUAUCAAUGAGGAGAGCCGCAACUGGGACAUGUCCCUGCCUCUCAUUGUUACUCUCAGCAUCAUCUCCGUCAUGCUUCUGGCUGCUAUGGUGACCAUAGCGAUCAAGUGCAAGCGGGAAAACAAGGAGAUUCGUACAUAUAACUGUCGCAUUGCAGAGUACUCGCAUCCACAGCUGGGGAAAGGCAAGAAGAAGAAGAUUAACAAGAACGACAUCAUGCUGGUGCAGAGCGAGGUGGAAGAGCGAGAUGCCAUGAAUGUGAUGAAUGUGGUAAGCAGCCCCUCAAUGGCCACCUCACCCAUGUACUUUGACUACCAGACACGCUUGCCACUCAGCUCACCAAGGUCAGAGGUCAUGUACCUCAAGCCCACUGCCAGUAACCUCAGCGUGCCCCAAGGCCACGUGGGAUGCCACACCAGCUUCACAGGCCCAGUCACCAGCACUACAGACACACCUACUAACCGCAUGUCUAUCAUACAGACAGACAAUUUCCCCGCUGAGCCUAAUUAUAUGGGUAGCAGACAACAGUUUGUGCAGAGUAGUUCGACGUUCAAAGACCCUGAGCGAGCCAGCCUCAGAGACAGUGGUCAUGGUGACAGCGACCAGGCUGACAGCGACCAGGACACCAACAAAGGCUCCUGCUGCGACAUGUCUGCCAAGGAAGCCCUCAAGAUGAAGGCUACAGGCGUGAAACCGCCGCCUUUGGAGCAAGAUGAGGAUUGUGUGAACUGUACAGAGGAGUGCCGAGUAUUGGGUCACUCUGACCGCUGCUGGAUGCCCCAAUUCCCGGCAGGUUCUAACCAAGCAGAGGGCGUGGACUACCGCAACAAUCUCUUUGUGCCGGCGGGGAUGGAGACUGUGCCAGAGACAGAGACCUAUGAAAGUGUCAACCCCAAUGGCAAGAAGACAUUCUGUACUUUUGGCAAAGAGCGCCGAGACCACACCAUCCUGGUCGCCAACGUCAAACCCUACUUAAAGGCGAAACGCGCCCUCAGCCCCUUGCUCCAAGAGGUUCCCUCGGCCUCCAGCAGCCCCACCAAAGGCUGCUCCACCAUGUCUCCUUGCUCCUCAGUAAAGAGCCCAGCUGAUGGGGCUGAAGGCAAACCUCCACCUGCCACUUGCUCCGGCCACUACGGUCCUCCUGAUGGUCAGUACCUGUCGCCAACCAAACAGAACAUGGAUCAGGGGGUGUACCCGUCCUUGCCUCCCUCAGACCCUGUGGCCAAGGUGCUGGCGGAGGCCCGAUCCAGGAUCAGCCAGGAGGCAGCAGGCUCAGGAGAAAUGGAAUGUGUCCUGGAGCAGGUGGAGCCUAACGUGAACCGCAAUGGCAUGGACGCUGACCAGGUAGUGAGAGACAUCGACAAACUAUUGCAGGACUGCAGAGGAAGUGAGGCCACUGGCACACUCAGGAAGUGACACAAAGACCUGCAAGAAAAAUAAGCAGGGAGGGAGAGAGGGGAGUAGGAUGCUAUUCCAAAAAAAAUCCAGAAAAAAAUCUCUCUCUCACUACAACUGUCACCAAAACAAAUCAACAAAGGUUAAAUGGCUCUUACGAUGGGAGCUGUUAUCACUUUAUUUGUUGUUGAAAAUUACUGCCAUUGGAAGGACAAUGGGAAUAUUCAUCAUGUCCGUCGUUUGGCACCAGUUUUGGUGCUAACACCACCACCAACAAAAUAAAAACUGGGUAACAAAAUGGCAAACAAGGACAUCCGAAUUCUGCUGAAUUUAUAAACUCUUUUUGUUUUGGAUUCUUAAGCAGAUGGCAGAGGCUUAUGCUUCUGGCACCUCGCAAGCUAUUAUCUAAGUGCCCACCAGCUCAUAAGUGUAUUGUUCAUGGUCUCUUGUGAAACCCUACAUAUUUAAGUGUAUGUAGGUGGAUUUCUGUUGUGUGUGAUUGCCAUAGACAUUGAAGGACAAGGACUAUUUAUGGUCAGACAUGACAAUCGAUGCAGAAACAGAGAAACGAAGUCUGGUCUAGUUGGGACCAGCGAAAGACCGAAAUACACAAAUCAACCUUAUCUUUUCUGACUUUGUAACAUUGGUGUUUAAUGUGUAAAGGAUCCUGUAUCUGAAAGUGGAGAGGUCGGUUAUUCAGGGGUGUGUCCAUGGGGGUUUGGGAUGGACCUGGGGGGUGGAGGGGCCUGAGUGUACCGCUGAUGGAGAAUUAUUAACAGUGUAACCAUGUUUCACCUGUCAUUUGUAGCCACGUGUAAGCUGUGUCUCUCUCGCUCCUCUAUUUAAACUUUCAUGUUCCUAACUGGUGUAGCCGCACACACCGAUUUUAUACAGGUGCACUAUGCUUUGCGCACUUACACACACACACACACACACACACCCACACACACACACACACACACUAAGGCUCCUGCGGACAUGCACACAAACACAUACCCAAAUGCACACAUAUAAACAAACAGACACAAACAUAUACACCACUGGCCAUCUGUGUAACUGUCUUAAUACAUGUAUAUCAUCAGCUUUCAGUCCCUUGUGUACAGUGAAUUACCAUGUGUCUGACUAUGCCUUAAGGCAAUCACAAGCUUGUAUAAAAAGGGACAUUUUUCCUCAACUGUGAAAAGAUAUAUCUAUAUGAUUAUAUAGAUGACUAUAUGUAAGAAUCCAUGUAUAGUGUCCAGAUAUUAACAAAAUAUUUAUACGUUUUAUAAGAAAAAAAAAAAAGAAAGAAAUGAGGAAUUUCAGCAAAAAGUGUCCUGGAGUUAAGGUGUGGUUAAGAGCGGGGCAUUUAUUUCAAAGAACUGCAAAGGACACUGCCAUUGUUUCAAAGAAAAUACCCAAAAAUAUAAAUAAACACGAAAAUGUCCCUUCACAUUAUCACUAUACAUAAUAUCAUUAUAUGUGUAAAUGUAUCCAAUUUAAAUGUGUUUACAUCAAAAAAUUGACAUAUUUUUAUUGAUUUUACUGCAAUUUCUGUGCAUUUGAGCCAAAUUGUUAUGUGUACAAAAGCUAUAUUGUGUAUUUUAUUAAAUUAAUAUAUAGUUGUGUUGCAAUAUACAUGGGCUUAUAUUGUAUUUGGCAAAAGUUGCCUUAGUAGCUGUCGAACUCUGUGAGUUUGCUUUAGUUUGGGUUUUGUUGGUGGUUUUUUUUUCUUUUUUUUUUUCCUCUACUCUGCAUCUUUGCAGGCUGGCUUCAGUGCUUUUGAGAUGUCGCCUCUUUUUACCCUGAGAUCCAGCUGGAUCAAAUACAAUAACUGUUGAAAGCUUAAUGAGCCAGCUGAUCUAGAAUACAAUUCAAACCAACAA
Messenger RNA from Myripristis murdjan (pinecone soldierfish), 6279 nucleotides. It is a transcript of the gene pcdh17, whose product is annotated as protocadherin 17. The transcript is spliced from 5 exons. NCBI's taxonomy places the organism in Eukaryota, Metazoa, Chordata, Actinopteri, Holocentriformes, Holocentridae. Gene Ontology annotation, cellular component: plasma membrane. Gene Ontology annotation, biological process: homophilic cell-cell adhesion. Gene Ontology annotation, molecular function: calcium ion binding. The record is from RefSeq and is a predicted model, not a curated record. The coding region runs from base 1001 to 4435 and encodes 1144 amino acids.